Messenger RNA from Anguilla anguilla (European eel), 1464 nucleotides. It is a transcript of the gene pxmp2, whose product is annotated as peroxisomal membrane protein 2. The record is from RefSeq and is a predicted model, not a curated record. Gene Ontology annotation, cellular component: cytoplasm; membrane. Bases 4 to 708 code for a protein of 234 amino acids. Lineage: Eukaryota; Metazoa; Chordata; Actinopteri; Anguilliformes; Anguillidae. The transcript has 5 exons.
UAUAUGGGCGUGUUGCUGCGAAACAAAUCAGCGUUGCAGGAUGUAGGCAAUGGCUGGUUGGCUAUUGCAACCUGUUUAACUUUGCUUGUGUCUGCAAUUAAUUUAUUUCUGAACAUUACAAUGCCUGUGGAAAGUCUGCCUGUCCGAGACCCGGCCUUCCAUCGGCGACUGCUGGAGCAGUACUUGCUUUUGCUGAAGAAAUACCCGAUUCUCACCAAAUCUGUGACAAGUGGAAUUCUCUCUGCCCUGGGAAAUCUGCUUUCCCAAGCUCUGGAGAGCAGAAAAAAGAGGACGGCGGAUGGAAAUUUGAGGAAGGGCCUCAAUGUUCUGGGACCCGCACGGUUUGCCGUUUACGGGCUGUUCUGCACAGGACCCCUGAGCCAUUACUUCUACCAGCUGAUGGAGCUGGUGUUUCCGUCCAGCGAGCCCUACUGCGCGCUCAAGCGGCUGCUUCUGGAUCGGCUCGUCUUCGCGCCGGCCUUCCUCCUGCUCUUCUUCUUCGUCAUGAACGUCCUGGAGGGUAGGACAAUUUCAGCAUUUCAAGGCAAAGUGAGAGCAGGUUACUGGCCAGCCCUGAAGAUGAACUGGAAAGUGUGGACCCCUUUCCAAUUUAUCAACAUCAACUACGUGCCUGUUCAGUUCCGUGUACUGUUUGCCAACCUGGUGGCUUUGUUCUGGUACGCCUACCUUGCGUCGGUAAGGAAGUGAAGCCGCCCAACCACCCUUCAGUUUUACGGAAUUCAGCAUGUGCCGGACGUGCGUGGUUCCCAGGACACGUGUUUAACAUACUGUAGGCCUGAUUGUACUAAAUAUAGGUGCUGGAAAUGAACGCGAUGGUCGAACCACAUCCAGUGCAGUCGUGGAUUAAACGAACGGUUCGCCAAUGAAGUGGCAGUUCCACAGGGAUCAAAAUGCCAUUUAUAAAUAUAAGGAUUUGCACAUGAACUGAGAAUCAUGUUGACUGAUUGUACCGUAUGCGAUAAUUGAAGAGAAUGCCUUGGAUCCUUCACACAUUGCCUCAAUUUGCAGAAUCGCACGUGUCACAAAAUAAAAAUGGACACGUGAUAAAAUUGAUUAAUUAUCCAUAUUAGUUCAACAACAAAACUCAGUACAAUAGAAAAUCAAUGGCUAAUUUUAAGGUGUAAGCUAAACACAACAUGCAGAUUGGUGAUCAAGUAAGAUUAAUCAGUAUUGCUCUACUUUAGUAUUACUUCAUUAUCAGUGUUGUUGCUUAUAAGCAAAGCCUGCUGCUGUCUUGAAUACUCACCAGUGUUGUAUAGGAACCCAAAUCCAGUUGCUUGCUACGUAGUAAUGUCUAGAGCAAACGACGUGGAGGAAAACACCUCGAUGUGCACCUGCUGUAUAAAAUCCUGCACUCUGCGCAGGUAUGCGUUAAUGUAACCUUUCGAUGAUCGGCCAUUUUUUUCCACUCGACCUUUGAAAUAAAACAAGUGCUUGCCUUCA